AUGUUCCGAACGUUAGCGAGACUGCGGCGGAACAUAAAGAAGAGCCCUAGAGUUGCCGACGAGAGCAUGUUUGGAGGAGGAGGGGUGGUGAUGAUGAAUAGAGCUGGUGGUGGUGGCGAUCAUCGUCAACAAGACCCAACUGAUCACUCGUUGAACAAGCUCUCCGCGGUGAUGGGUCUCGUCCUCCUCGCGCCCUUUUCGGUCUUUGCUUGCCUAUCGCAGCCUCAUGUCAGCGGGGCUGACGGGAUGUGGGCAUCGGCGGAGCUACCACAGCUCUCGGAGGUGAACCAUCUCAUGGUGAAUGAUAGCAUGAGGUAUGCGAUACUUAUGUAG
Messenger RNA from Linum tenue, 333 nucleotides. The record is from the annotation of a GenBank genome assembly. Lineage: Eukaryota; Viridiplantae; Streptophyta; Magnoliopsida; Malpighiales; Linaceae.